AUGGUGGCCGGGUGGGGCAGACGGGCUCCCCGGGGACCCCUCCCCUGCCUCCCGAGGGGAGGGGCUCCGGCAGGGCGGGGGUCUUUCUCCCCGCUGACCUCGGAAGCCUUUCCCGCAGACCUGGAGCAGCUCUACUUGGGCCUGCAUUACAGCGAGCGCAGCCUGUCCCGGCCUCUGGAAGGCAGCCCCCUCCUCACCUGGAAGUGGCGGCACAGCCUGCGGGAGCUCGACCUGACCAGCCAGGGCUUCAGCGAGGAGGACCUGGAGGAGGCCAUGGCCGCCUUCACUCAGGGAGGGGCUCCGCUGCUGCGCUCCCUCAGCCUCACGGGGACCAAGAUUGCCCUCCGGACCGUCAGGACCCUGAUUGCCAGCUGCCCCUCCCUCAGCUACCUCAACCUCUCCUCCUGCCGCCAGCUGCCCCGGGGCACCAAGAAGGCCUAUCGCGGCCGGGAUGAGAUCCGCCAGUGUUUGCAGCAGCUCUUGACCGGCUUGGAAGACCCAGAGACCCCAGAGGGGGGGGCAACUUGAGGCCUGCGACCCCUGAACUCUCUGGGGCAGCACAAGCCCUCCUUCCCAGAGCUGCCGAGUUGGGCCCCCUCCCCGUCUUGCAGGAUGGACGGCUGGCCCUCCGCUCCCAAUUCGAAGGGGCACCCCCCCCCCCCCCCUCCCUCCCCCAGCCUCAGGAAGUCCAGCAUGGAAGCACCUUCACGUUUGACUCUGACUUUUGUACGUAUUUCUCUUUUCUAAGGUUUGUAGACUCAGGUCCGGUCCGAAUAAAAGGACACUUGUUUUUUUUUGUCA
Pseudonaja textilis is the source of this 801-nucleotide messenger RNA. The record is from RefSeq and is a predicted model, not a curated record. NCBI's taxonomy places the organism in Eukaryota, Metazoa, Chordata, Lepidosauria, Squamata, Elapidae.